CAAUUCUCAGCAAAGACUACUAGUUGAAACUGGAUCAAAGAGAAGCUCGAACCUUGUGCAUCAUAUGAUCACUCUUACCGAACCUCUUAUCUGUUUAUUUUGAGCAUUGUCUUUCUCUCUAAUUUAGCAUGCGACACGACAUAGCAUAACUACUGAUACCCGUAGCACUCACCCCUCAACAUGUCUUCGAAUCGCCGCGGCGUCGGCCUCUCCGCCUUCUCUCGCUCUUCCAUAGCAGCCUCACAAUAUGCAUCCCACGGCUCAAAUUUGCGCGCCACUCAGUCAACCUCCUUCCAAACCCAGCUCUCCGUCUUCCAAAACCUCCUCCAUCAAUUCAGUAUCACCCAUGCUAAGGAGAUCCGAUCAAACCCUAGCUUCCGCGCCGAGUUUGCACGCAUGUGUAAUGCCAUCGGCGUGGAUCCUCUGGCAAGUAGUCAUCAUAAAGGGAAGAAAGAAGGAGGUAGCCUGUGGGCACAGAUGUUAGGGGAGAGUGUCAAUGACUUCUACUUCGAACUUGCAGUACGUGUAGUUGAGGUGUGUAGGGAGACGAGGGGCACGAAUGGUGGCUUAGUGAGCCUGGCGGAGGUGAGGAAGAGCGUCCUCAGGGGUAAGGCCAUUGGUGGUGGUAUGGAGGUUUCUGAUGAUGAUGUUGUUAGGGCAGUAGAAUCAUUGAAACCGCUUGGGUCUGGAUUCACAAUUAUCAAGCUUGGCCACAGUCAGAUGAUUCGGUCCAUACCAAAGGAACUGAAUACUGACCAGUCGACUGUUUUGGAAGCGAUACAGGUGCUCGGAUACGUUACCGUGUCAAUGCUCCAGGUCAACCUUGAGUGGGAACGAGCCCGAGCAAAGACUGUGAUCGAUGAUCUAAUGGGCGAUUCCCUCGUGUGGGCUGACAAGCAAGCCGAGGAGACGGAGUACUGGUCGCCAGCAUAUACACAAGGAACGUGA
Molecule: messenger RNA, 948 nt
Organism: Pseudovirgaria hyperparasitica
Lineage: Eukaryota; Fungi; Ascomycota; Dothideomycetes; Acrospermales; Acrospermaceae
Product: EAP30 family protein Dot2
Exons: 2
Coding region: 181-948 (255 amino acids)
Biological process (GO): protein transport to vacuole involved in ubiquitin-dependent protein catabolic process via the multivesicular body sorting pathway
Cellular component (GO): ESCRT II complex
Source: RefSeq, a predicted model, not a curated record